Sphenostylis stenocarpa is the source of this 1644-nucleotide messenger RNA. The record is from the annotation of a GenBank genome assembly. Lineage: Eukaryota; Viridiplantae; Streptophyta; Magnoliopsida; Fabales; Fabaceae.
AUGAACAUGACUGAGGAUCAUUCAGGUUCUACUCCUCUUUUGUCACAUGACUCUGAUCGCAGAGAAGAUAAGAUCGAUGAAUUGAAUGAUGAUAAUGUUACUCAGAGUGAGAGGAGCCAGUCUACCUUGAUUCGGGAUGUUAGUUGUUUAACCUUGAAUUUUGUUUAUAUGCUUUUCUUUUCAAUGCAUCUACAUGCAAGUAAUGAAACUUCUCAUCAUGAGUAUUUUUCACAGGUACUGGAGAACAUCAAGGACUUGUAUACCAUUGCCAUCCCAACAAUCAUCUCAGGGCUUCUAACCUAUGGAAAGUCUGCAAUAACCAUUCAUUUCUUAGGGAGACUAGGCAAAGAGGCAUUAGCUGGUGGAAGCCUAGCCAUUGCCAUGGCCAACAUCAGUGCUUAUUCUAUCAUUUCUGGCCUUGCAACAGGCAUGGAAGGUAUCUCCUCUCAAGCUUGUGGGGCCCAACAAUGGAACCUUGUUGGGGAAACCCUACAAUGCACCAUCAUGAUUCUGAUCAUAACUUGCAUUCCCAUUUCCAUCGUAUGGUUCAAAUGUGAGCCCAUCCUUCUCUUGUUUGGCCAAGACCCCACCAUCACAUCUAUUGCCACCACCUAUCUGGCAUUCUCUCUACCUGACCUAGUUUCUCUAUCCCUAAUGAGCCCUCUGAAAAUUUUCAUGAGAACCCAAGGUGUGACCCUCCCACUCAUGUAUAGUGCAGGUUUGUCACUAUUACUACAUGCAUUGAUGAAUUAUGCGGUCAUUAACACUUUUGGUCUGGGAAUCGAAGCGAUUUCCUUGGUUGGAGCCAUCACCAAUCUAAACCUUAUAAUUUUCGUUAUGUUUUUCCUAUGGUACUCUGGGGCUUGUUCUCAAUCUUGGCAAGGUUUGUCAUGGAAAUGCUUCAGUCACUGGAAGCCUAUUCUUUGUCAAGGAGUCCCAAGUUGUGUCUCUGUUUGCUUAGAGUGGUGGUGGUAUGAGUUAUUGAUAAUCUUUUCAGGGCUCCUAGAAAAUGCAGCAGACUCAAUGUCCGCCUAUGCGAUAAUAAUUCAGGCCACUUCAUUUAUGUACAAUUUUCCUUAUGCGUUAGGUUUGGCUGUUUCAACAAAGGUAGGGAAUGAACUUGGAGCCAAUAGACCUAACAAGGCCAAGUCAUCAUCAUUCACUGCAUUACUAUGUGCUUGCUUCACAGCCAUCUUGGCUAUGUUAUCGAUGGUGACUAUGAGCCGUGUCUGGGGACUAAUGUACAUUCAGGAUGAAGCUGUUCUGUCUUUGCUCACAGCAACAUUGCCUAUUGUGGGCCUGUGUGAGCUUGGGAACUGUCCUCAGACCACAAUUUGUGGGGUGCUAAGAGGGAGUGCUAGGCCUCUUUCGGUUGUCAACAUAAACUUUAUCUCCUUUUAUGCUGUGGGCUUACCUGUUGCCAUUGUGAUGGGCUUGGUGUAUGAUUUCGGCUUGUUGGGCCUUAUGUACGGGUUGUUAUCGGCUCAGAUAGUGUGUGCUAUUGUGAUGGUGUUCAUGUUGACACGAACUGAUUGGAAAGAGGAAGCAAACAGGGCGAGAAAGUUAGUAAGUGGAAUAAGUGAGAGUAAUGAAGAAAAUAAUGAAGACAUGGAAGCAGUGACUUCUGCUGUGUUGCUGAACUAG